Messenger RNA from Hymenoscyphus albidus, 1731 nucleotides. The record is from the annotation of a GenBank genome assembly. NCBI's taxonomy places the organism in Eukaryota, Fungi, Ascomycota, Leotiomycetes, Helotiales, Helotiaceae.
UUUUUGUUCCUGUUGAACUUCCUACACGCCAAAAAUCGACAACCAUCGACAACAUCGCCCACCAUGCCUUCGACGUAAGCUUUCCCCAAUCCCAUCUCAACGCUGAUAGAUGGGAUUGCAGUUCUAGUCCGCCGUCCUCUCGCUGAGUUACCACGACAUCGAAAGUCAGCUCCAGAGUGACCGAUGUCUGGCAGCCAGCUCGAUAUCUUUCCCGAGCUACCUUCCCUUCGAUCUAGGUGUCAUAACUUGCGUCGCUGGAAAGGUAGCAUGGGGUCUUGAGGUUGAAGAGUUGUUCUUCUCCUUUAAAUUCAUCUGCCGCAAAAAAUAAAGUACUACCAACGCACUGCGCAUGGGCUAGGAAAUUAUCAAGAGCGUGCACUUCUUCCUGGACUGACGUCUGGGGUCUUGUCGGAUGAGACUCUGCCAAUCAUUCGUAUCAUUCUCCCCUCUACUGGGUUCUCGAAUUAUCGAUACCCUUGGGUCAUCUCACCGAUCAAAACCAUACUUUCGAGUUAGCCAUCUGCGAGAAUGUUGCGCUUUAGCUGCAAUUCCCACUCGGCGCUCAUCUUCAUAUCAUACACAAUAUAUGCUGGACCACACGACUAACUGAACUAGAUCCGUCCCUACCGUUGACCAAAUUCUCGUCCCAGAGACUCUCCUGAAGAAGCGCAAGAGCCAGGAGAAGGCCAGAGAGGAGCGAUCCGCCGAGCUUGAGAAGAAGAAGAAGGUUCGUGGAUAUUUUCAUUCAACAACACAAAGAUGGCAUCUCAAAGACUACAUGAUGCAUAACACCAUUUUCGCGGCUAGAUACAAAGUAUCGAUGUUGUCGCCAAUUAACCAUCUUUCGGGUCUGAUCUGUCUUUGAGAAUGUCAUUUGUGUGCUUGAGAUUUAUACCUCUAGCCCAUUACUGACUUGAUUAAAUAGGCGCAAAAGGAGAAGCGUGGUGUUAUCUUCAAGCGUGCCGAGAAGUACGUCAAGGAGUACCGCGACCAAGAGCGUGAGAAGAUCCGCCUUCAACGUCUGGCCAAGCAAGACGGUUCCUUCUACAUCCCAGCCGAGGAAAAGUUGGUCUUCGUUGUCCGUAUCAAGGGGUAAGCAAUCCACGUUGUUAUUUGUCUUUCACUCUCAUUCUAACAUGCCUUUAGUAUCAACAAGAUCGCACCAAAGCCCCGAAAGAUCCUUCAACUCCUCCGUCUUCUCCAAAUCAACAAUGGUGUCUUUGUCCGCAUGACCAAGGCUACCCUCGAGAUGUUGAAGGUUGUCGAGCCAUGGAUCGCUUACGGAUACCCCAACCUCAAGACUGUUCGUGAGCUCAUCUACAAGCGUGGAUACGGAAAGGUCGAGAAGCAACGUAUUGCUCUUACCGACAACGCCAUCAUCGAGAACACCCUUGGCAAAUACGGUAUCGUCUGUAUGGAGGAUUUGAUCCACGAGAUCUUCACCGUGGGACCAAACUUCAAGCAAGCUGCCAACUUCUUGUGGCCUUUCAAGCUCUCCAACCCAACUGCCGGUGGCUUCAAGACCCGCAAGUUCCGUCACUUCGUAGAGGGUGGAGAUCUUGGAAACCGAGAGGACAAGAUCAAUGCCUUGAUCAGAAGAAUGAACUAGGCUAUUGUAAAGUUGAUAUUGAUUGGGCAUGGGUCUGUUUUUUCAUGCUUCAGCUACGGCUAGCAUUGGGGGAAAAUGGCGCAAUAUGAGCAUAAAAUGAAUGAUAUGACGCUGCCCAGAAA